AUGGAUAUGUUGAAGAGCAUACAAGCGGAAAUGCAAAAGAGAAACCAAAUGGAUGACGCUCGCAUACAAAAAGACGAGGCCCGAGACAAAGCAAUUCAAACUUUGACCACCCAAAUAGGUCAACUUGCAACCGAAGUGUCAGAAUUGAAGAAAAACAAAGGUCAAUUACCAAGCGACACUAAGGUAAACCCGUCUCAUAGUACUUCAAGAGGUAAUAAUGUUAACAUUCACCAUGUAAGUGUUUUGAGAAAUGGGAAAGAGUACAAAACCAAUCCUUCACCGGAUUUGGUUGAGGGGGUGGUUGAAGAUAUAACGGGUCAAGAUACAAUCAAACAGGUACCCGCUUACGCCAAGUUUUUAAAGGAAUUGUGUACCCAAAAGAGGCAACAAAAGGUGCCUAAUUUGGUAGACUUGACGGAGCGGGUAAGUGCAGUAUUGAAAGGAGAUCUUCCUCCUAAGCUACAAGAUCCGGGAACGCCUCUCAUAAACAUGCAAGUUGGGAAUUUUCAAACUGCAAAGGCGUUAUUGGAUCUUGGAGCAGGAGUAAGUAUCCUACCGGGGGGGGGGUUGUAUGACCAAUACGAUUUUGGUCCAUUGAAACGGGUUGAGACAACGGUGGUAUUAGCCGACUUGUCUCACAAACUUCCCCGGGGUAUUGUACGGGAUGUGAUAGUUAAGGUUGACGAGUUUUAUUAUCCCGUGGAUUUUCUUGUGCUAGAUUACUCAUCCCCGGACCCAAUUCAACAACAAAAUGUUAUUUUGGGUCGACCAUUUUUAAACACUGCACAUGCCGUUAUUGAUUGUCGAUAUGAUUUCAUAGAUGGAUACGACCCGAAGGAGUUCGGGGAAGAAAUUUUGGGUUCUUGUGUUUGUGACGUGUCUUUGCAGGUUCAUGCAUGUGAGUUGGAGAUGGAAGAGAAAGAGCAAGAGGCUCUUGCAGUGAAAGAAGGAAGACCACCAUGGACCCACCAAACGGAUACCUUACCGGUGGAAAUUGAUUCGGCACAAAGCCUUCUUUGGAAUGUCCACCAAGUGUGGAAUUGA
Messenger RNA from Helianthus annuus (common sunflower), 1044 nucleotides. RefSeq lists its product as uncharacterized. The record is from RefSeq and is a predicted model, not a curated record. Bases 1 to 1044 code for a protein of 347 amino acids. The transcript has 3 exons. NCBI's taxonomy places the organism in Eukaryota, Viridiplantae, Streptophyta, Magnoliopsida, Asterales, Asteraceae.